Chenopodium quinoa (quinoa) is the source of this 756-nucleotide messenger RNA. RefSeq names its product glutathione S-transferase T2-like. NCBI's taxonomy places the organism in Eukaryota, Viridiplantae, Streptophyta, Magnoliopsida, Caryophyllales, Amaranthaceae. The transcript has a single exon. The record is from RefSeq and is a predicted model, not a curated record. The coding region runs from base 1 to 756 and encodes 251 amino acids.
AUGUAUAAUAAUGUUAGACUAUACAAACAAAGGUGUUUCGAAGAAGGUACUGAUCGGGUAACACGAGAAGAUUUGUUGAAAAUGAGGGGUACGGAGCAACUUAGAAACCGUUGGAGAAGGAUUAAUGCUUCAUGUUCUAAAUUUUGUGGCUCACAUGCUCAUGCUGAAUCAAAAAAGGGAAGUGGUAUGAAUGAUGAAGAUGUUAUGAAAUUAGCAUAUAGUAUAUAUGCUAACGACAAAACAAAGUCUUCAUUAUGCUCUAAAACCUUUCAAGACAAGCAUGUUUGGGACAUCUUAAAACAACAUGAAGCAUGGAAACCAAGUGAAGAUGUUGUUAAAAAAUGCAAGGAAAAGACAUCCACUCAAGGAAGUGACUCAAAGAGAUCUCGUAUCAAUGAAGCUGGAAACUACUCCUCUUCAUCAAACCCAGAAACACCAACCAGUGGUGAUAUUGGGUAUUCAGGCUUUCCUUCUAGCAACGAAUCUAGUAAAAAUAAAGGAAAGAGCAAGGUGCCAAACAUGCCAAGUGGAGCAUGGCAACAAUGGUUGGACACUGCCCAGAACAUGAACCUUAUAAGGCAAUCAGAAAAUGAAGUUGAACUUACAAGGUUGCAACUAGAAAGGGAGAAAGAAGCAAGGAAGCAAAGAAAAAUUAAUAUGGAGUUAUUUAAACACCUCGAUUCAAAGCCAAACUUAUCUUCGGAAGAUCAAGAAUUAAGGAGCACUUUGUUGAAGAAGUUGUUCCCCUCAGACUAA